Molecule: messenger RNA, 1011 nt
Organism: Setaria italica (foxtail millet)
Lineage: Eukaryota; Viridiplantae; Streptophyta; Magnoliopsida; Poales; Poaceae
Exons: 3
Coding region: 21-755 (244 amino acids)
Source: RefSeq, a predicted model, not a curated record
UAAUUUAGUUACAUCUGAUUAUGGGAUGGGGAGGCCGUCUCCGAAAUCCGAAUCGGACCAGCCGCCGCCGGUGCUUCUUCGUCAGCGCAGCUCAGUCACGCCCCACCCCCACCAGGCCACCCCGAUCCUUCCCCCUGUCGUGGAUCGCGCGCUCCAUCGCGGCCACCCUUUCCUCGCCGCGAGGGGAACUCGACUCCGACUCCGACGAGCCGGAGCCCGAGGCCGCCUCCGCCGGGAGCGGAGCGGGGCCGGUGGCCGGGGGCCGUCGCCGAGGAGCCCGGCACGCCGAGCCGCGGCGUCAAGGACGACAUCUCCGAGCUCAACGAGACCCUCGCCCGCCGCUUCUGAGGCGUCGCGUCGUUCGUGGCGUCGCCCUCGACACCGCCGGAGGCCUCAACCCCGCGCACCGGCGCCGCCGGAGGGGGAUAUCGACGAGGCCGAGAUCGACGAAGGGGAGCCCGUGCCCGGUGUCACCGAGGAGGGGCAGAUCGACGAGGGGGAGCCCGUGGUGUUCGUCAGGCACAUCUCUAUGUGGCCCGAGAAAUGGUUCGAUUUGCCCCUCUUCACCAGCGAGCGCCACGCCGAUGAGUUAUACUCAUGUACCCCUCACGGAGAUGGCUGGGCUGUUCAUGGCGUACCGCCGCACAGGGUUCGCCCUGCGCAACGACACCUACGCCGAGGCCUUGUGGGUGGAUCCAGAGAAGGUGCUUGAAGCCGAGAAGAAAGCAGCGGCAGAUCGAGCACAACGAGAUUGAUGAGGAAACCCUCCCUGAGGUUAUUGGUAUGGGGUAUGACAAGAACUUGUUGGUGGUAUCACUCUAAAACAGACUGCAAAAUGAGGUAUUAUUCAUUUUGCACGUUGUUGUCUUUAUACACCCUUUUCUUUUUCUUCUAUGGUCAUGGCUGGAUUACUCGUUAUAUGUGCAUGCAACUGUUGCAUAUUAUUUGUUGUUGGACAAUAGGCUUCGUACAACCAGUGCUUAUCUUGGAGCUGAAUGCCAAGAAGCUAUG